UUAAGGUUGCUUGAGAGCUCGCUCUUUGUAAGUGGAAGGAGCGAGAGCGGAAAGGAACGUCUCAGUGAGGCAAUUCACGUUAGGAAACGGACUGGAUAAAACAGGACUUGGACAGUAUUGCUACGGCGUUUCGUCAGCGAUGGAAUAGUUAGGCAGGAUGAGGGACGUGGACGUGGUCCCGGUGCGAGGGUGAGCGCCGGGGCGGGGGAGCGCCGUGUGCCCGGCGGAGCCACACCGAACGGAACCGAGCCGUGCCGAGCUGAAUCGCUUUGGAUGAGCCGCUGAGAUGAGACGAGAUGAGGCUCAGGAAUGGAACCGUUGCCACCGCGAUCGUGUUCCUCACGUCGUUCCUCAGCCUGUCGUGGUACACAGCCUGGCAGAACGGAAAAGAAAAGCUGAUUGCCUACCAGCGGGAAUUCCAUGCGUUGAAGGAGCGCCUCCGUGUGGCAGAACACAGGACCUUGCAGCGGUCCUCCGAGCUCAAUGCUAUUCUGGAGCAAUUCCGGCGCGCAGUUGCUGAGACAAACGGCAGCCGGGAUGCCCUCUCCAACUUCUCAGAUGAGACCCAGAAGUUACUGAAGGAACUGGCCCACCGGAAACCUCUUCAGGUGCCAAACAUAUACUACCACCUGCCUCACCUGCUGAACAAUGAGGAGAGCCUCCAGCCAGCUGUACAAGUUGGCCUGGGCAGGACGGGAGUGUCCAUGGUCAUGGGGAUCCCCACGGUGCGGAGGAAGGUGAAGUCUUAUCUGGCAGAGACACUGCACUCACUGGUGGACAAGCUUUCUCCUGAGGAGCGACUGGAUUGUGUAUUUGUCGUCUUUGUGGGAGAGACGGACACAGACUAUGUGCACAGUGUUGUCGCCGGUCUGGAGAAGGAGUUUGCAGCAGAGUUCAGCUCUGGGCUGCUGGAGGUGAUUUCACCACCGGCUAGCUAUUACCCUGACCUCAGCAAUCUGAAGGAGACCUUCGGUGACUCCAAGGAACGCGUCCGGUGGCGAACAAAACAGAACCUGGACUACUCUUUCUUGAUGAUGUAUGCUGUGAACAAAGGCGUUUACUAUGUCCAGCUUGAAGAUGACAUUGUUGCCAAGCCAAACUACUUUGCCACCAUGAAGAACUUUGCAUUGCAGCUAGCUUCUGAGGACUGGAUGAUCCUGGAGUUCUCCCAGCUGGGAUUCAUAGGAAAGAUGUUCCAGGCGCCAGACCUGAACCUGAUUGUGGAGUUUAUCUUUAUGUUCUACAAGGAGAAACCCAUUGACUGGCUGCUAGACCACAUCUUGUGGGUCAAAGUGUGCAACCCCGAGAAGGACGCGAAGCACUGUGAGAGACAGAAAUCCAGUCUCCGUGUGCGGUUCCGCCCCUCCCUCUUCCAGCAUGUUGGCCUGCACUCCUCUUUGGCCGGAAAGAUCCAGAAACUCACAGACAAGGACUUCCUGAAGCCAUUGCUCCACAAGAUCCAUGUGAACCCUCCUGCAGAAGUCUCCACCACACUGAAGGUAUACCAGGGCCACACGCUGGAGAAAACCUACAUGGGUGAGGACUUCUUCUGGGCCAUCACCCCCACUGCUGGUGACUACAUCCUCUUCAAGUUUGACCGGCCUGUCAGCAUUGAGAGGUACCUGUUCCGUAGCGGAAACCAGGAGCACCCCGGGGACAAGAUUGAAAACACCACCGUGGAGAUCCUGCCUUUCUCUGACACUGAUUUGAAGACCAAAGAUAAAUAUAAAAAGACAGAGGAUCACUUCUACAGAAUCGGGCAGUUUGAGAAGGGUGUGGCCGAGGCCGCAGUGGAUCCCAUCUUCAACCCUGUGGUGGCCCUACGACUCACUGUCCUCCAGGACUCUGCUGUGUGGGCUAUCCUGAGUGAGAUCCACAUCAAGAGAGUCUCUGGAUGACUAACUCGCAGUUUCUCAAUGGACCAGUAGGAGGCGCAUGCUGCCACUGCAAAGCCAAUGGAGCCCAGUGGUGGGGAUUGGGGUGGGUGGGGGGUUCAUGGCACUCCUGUGUUGUCACCUCCUGGAAAAACGCUUUCCCUGACACUCCUACGUUCUACCUCGUGCGAAUGUGAACACUACUGUUAGAAACAACUCACCUUCAUGAAAAAUCUUGGGCUGCCCUGAAUGUGCUGGUGUGAAGAAUACAUGGAGUGGACGUGUUUUGCGUUGAGGGCAUUGUAUUCUGGAAACGGUGAGAGAUGCCGUUUGAAGUGGAUGCUGCUGUCCUUUGAUCUGGCCCUCUGCAUUGAAGAAAUGGGAUUGAUUCCAUAUUUGGUUGUAAAACAGGGUUAUGCUGAGAAAAUGGAGAUAAUUUGAGGGUUUUUCAGGUAUGCUGACAUGUCUACGGAGGCUCCACGUUUGGCCCAGAUUUUAAGGAGCAGAGUGUUAAUCCUUGUUCAUUUUUCAGAAAAUGUUGCGAAAGUCUUGCUUUAAGUGGGUGGGGGGGAUACUAAAGGAAAAUCAUACAGAUCUCAAUUGGCUGUUUUUCCUGCAAGCGCUCAGGCGUGCCUCUAUUUUGGCGUCUUGUUCUGUAGAGCUGAGUGGGUAAAUGUCUGCAGACAGAAGCCAUGUGCUUUGAAGGGUAUGAUGAAGACCGUUUGACCUGAAAAUUGCUUUUUUGACAUAUAUGAAGCACUGCCAUAAUUGGUAUUCUUUCAUAGAAAGUAUAAUAAGGCCUUUGGUUCAGUUUUCUAGGAUGGAUGUAUUACCUUGAUAAACAAUGGUGACUUAAUUUAUUUGGAGUAAUUGUAUUAUUUGUAUAAUUAGUAAUUUCUAUUUUUCCUGUCUGUACAGAGGUCUGUGUAUUUAACAUAUAUAUUUAAUUUGGUUUUGUCUUAAACUGAAUGGUCUUUAAGUGCAUUUGAAUUCCCUCUGUCCCCCAUCCCCCUCGGGGGUGUAAGUCUGUGGCUUUGUCCAAUGCGGUUUAGUGCCGUGAUACGGUGUCACGUGUGCCUUAAAUGCCACGCCCCUUCUCACUAGGGAUCUAAUAGGUUUUGAAUCAGUCUCUGUAAGCUAAGAAGGAGCUGUUAACCUGAUGGAUGGGCUGCAGCCCUCGGUUGGGGAGCAACUCUCCACAUAUAAGCAAGUUGUGUAUACAGUCGAUGUUCUGCGUGUUUAACGGUGGAAAUGAGGGCCUUGUUUUUAAUAUCUAAUGCAUCACAGCUGAGAGCUUGUAGAAAUUGUUCAAAGAAUUGGGUGUGAUUUAACUGUAUCACUAUGGCUGUUUGAGUAUCUUUCAGGGGCAAUAUCUUUUUACCCCACCUUCUUUCAUCCUUUGGCAACCUUUUUUCAAAUUUUUGAAAUGCCUUCUGUUCCUAAAUAUUCAUUGCAUUCCCCACAAAACUUUGCUGCACUGCAAUCAUAAAUGUAUUCUGGGGCAGUAAGUUGUCUUUGUUUCCUAUUUGUUAGUUGGCAACUUGCUUUUUUUUCUUUUUUUAUUUGAAGAAUGAUGCUCAUGUUGACAAAUCAGCCUCUUUAAGAAGGAUUGCAUGGGCCAGGUUAUCUGGUCUUUGUCUUCAUUUUUGCCAAUGUUUUCAUAGACUGACAUACUUCUUGAGUCUUGUUUUACAGACCUUAGCUAAUUUAGGCAAGUGUGUGUAAUAAGAGCAGCCUGUGCUGGACUGGGUUUGAAUAGGGGAGGAGGGUGUAGAAUAAAUUUAUGCUACCUGGAGCAAUGGGUCUUUUGGUUUUGGUUUGUCUCCUCCACAUUCCAGGUUUAGACAGGAAAUGUCUGGUGGGUGGAAGACAUGUAGGCCCCCCGCACAUCAGUAAUGUUAAUUGUGUAGGUGAGGAGCUGGCUGCCUUCAAGGGUCAUGUGCCUUCAUCCGUCUGUCUAUUUCAUGGAUAUCGCUGAAUAAAAAUUGAAUACA
This is a messenger RNA of Scleropages formosus (Asian bonytongue), 3868 nucleotides long. Its product is annotated as alpha-1,3-mannosyl-glycoprotein 4-beta-N-acetylglucosaminyltransferase A-like. The transcript is spliced from 16 exons. The record is from RefSeq and is a predicted model, not a curated record. Gene Ontology annotation, cellular component: Golgi stack; endoplasmic reticulum; endoplasmic reticulum-Golgi intermediate compartment. The coding region runs from base 297 to 1898 and encodes 533 amino acids. Lineage: Eukaryota; Metazoa; Chordata; Actinopteri; Osteoglossiformes; Osteoglossidae. Gene Ontology annotation, biological process: protein N-linked glycosylation. Gene Ontology annotation, molecular function: acetylglucosaminyltransferase activity.